Molecule: messenger RNA, 1749 nt
Organism: Cladocopium goreaui
Lineage: Eukaryota; Dinophyceae; Suessiales; Symbiodiniaceae
Source: the annotation of a GenBank genome assembly
GGUACGUUUGUUGGGUGAAGAUCCUAUUUUCGACAAGCUGGCGCAGGCUGACAGUUGUGCCCUUCACCGCGAGAACCAGACUCGGGUGUUGCGCAACUGGACGAAAGAGAUGAAGGACAAGCCUCACUCGGAGAAGACCAAAGUGCUGUGUUUGGAAUUAGGUUGCGGCCUGGGAGCCCCUGCAGUGAGAACUGAACUGGAGAAGGUUAUGGAGAUGUUCCCUUCCUCCAGGUAUCUCCGGAUCAAUCGCGAGGAGGACAGCACUUUCCCUCGUCCUGAGUGGCGAGAUCGUACGGUCUCGGUGAAGGAUGGCGUCGACCAGGCCUUUGCAGCCAUGCAUGCGCAGAUCCUCCCAAAGGCCUUAGACAUGUGCCGCUUCGUGGUGAAGGAUCGCGGAUCAGCGUGUCGUGAUGUGCUGGCGCCCAGCAGCGUAACUCCCCUGCGUUUGCUCUACAUCUUGGAACGUGCAGGCAUCGGGAUGAACUUCGAGUUGGAUGAGUCCGGGCACCCUGCGGAGUCCUCCGUGCAGGUCUUCAUGCCGACAACUUCAACGCCUGAGUACUGCGAGAUCUCGGACUUUCUUCCGGCCAAGUCCUUCUGCCGCCCCACGGCACCGAUGAUGAAACGCACGACGCCGAUCAAGGAGGCCUUGGCAUCCUUCCAGUUCCUCCAUGUUCGCUUCAAGACCGAGGGGUAUUCCCGCUAUGUGCAGGAUCAACUCACCUGGUGCCGUGGCAUCUUAGAUGACCUGCUGAAAGCAUUGAACAAGCCUGAACUGCAAGCGGCCUUGAAGAGCAGGAUGGAUCGAAAAGGUAUAGCUGAUGUGGUGAAAAUCGUGCAGCAACAGGUGCUGCCUGCGCAUGGCCUGGGCACCGAGGAGAUUGAUUUGACGAGCCUACAAUGGAAGAUGUGGUUCUUUGGUUUCUUGGAUCCCGAAAACGAGAGACUGGCGGCUGAAGCACUGUCAUUGUCGAAAAUGAGGAUUUCGGGCCUCUUGCCAUGGAAGGCUCAGGCGAAGGCCAAAGUCAAGGUUGACGAAGCUGCACCACCCGUGGCGGCGGCCAAGAGCAAGGCGGUGACGGCCAAGGCCUCCGCUGCGCGACCUGCGAAGCCGGCGCCGGCUGCUGCGCAGCCUGCACCAACGAAGCCGGCGUCACCAGCGCCCGAUGUGGUGGAAGUGGUGGAGAUUCCCGAUGAACCGCUGGCCCCAAAGGUGAAAAGACGCGCAGGCGGUCGACCGAUGAUUGAAGCCCAUUCUCUGCUGGAAGUGGCAAGGGAGAAGGCCGCUGCCAAAGCCGCGGCGGACACAGCGGCACAAAGAGAGGUGGAGGAGAAGAAAGUUGCUGCAAAGGCGGCAGCGAAGGCCAAGAGCAAGGCUGCGGCUGAAGCCAAAAAGGCGGCAGCUGCAGCAAAGGCGAAGGCCAAGGCGGAGGCUCGUGCCAAGGCGCGCGCUGCCAAGGCGGCGAAGGCCGAGGCCAAGGCCGCGGCCAAGGCCGCAGCCAAGGCGGCGGCGGCUGCAGCGGAGGCCCCAGUGGAGGCCACAGCGCUUACCGCGGCAACCGCGGCGACUGCCGCGACCAUGGCGACUAUGGGCCCACCGCCAGUGCCGGUGAAGGCCAAGGCGCGCGCGGCCAAGCGAAAGGCAGACACUGAAAGGCUUGAAGCUGAGAACGCCGAGGCUUCGGACGGUGCUCCAGCGUGACGCCAAAAUGGAUGGAUGCCACAGCUGGGAGAUGGCUUAGUUCAAUG